UACUCACACUUGGACAGAUUAAGGCGCAGGAGCGGUAAUCUGGUUUCAGGACCGCGGCCAGCGACACCGUUUGACCAUGAAUCCUGUCGAAAGUUGUCUCCGGCACACCUUGAACCUCACCGGAUACCAAAGACUAUAAGGUUGUUUUGGACCCUCACAAUUCAAGGUUUUAAAAAAGGAGAGCUUGUUUUUAUGACAAUGUUUAAUUCCCUAGUUUGAUUUAGAUGAAGCCGAAGCUGGAGUCUUUUCUGGUUAACGUGGGAGGUGAAUCGCCGGACUGUCAGUGUCACUUGAUACAAGUUUUAGGAAACAACCUGCGGCCGAGGCAUUUUGGUUCUGAAUUGAAAACAAGUUUUAUGUUUGAGUGAGAAGCACAAGGAGGACAGAGAGUAGAGGUGAAAGCUGCGCGCUCAGCCGGGAGCGCGCAAGGACAGUACAUUGGUCGGAUCCUGGAGUCGUGAGGAUGGAGAUCCGGUCGGACAGGGCUAAGGAAGUGGCAGCCAAGACUCUCGGGAAAAUAUACGGAGCUCUUGAGAAGAAGCAGGAAAAUGGCGAGACCAUUGAGCUGUCGGCGGAGGGCCGGCCUGAGCUGGUGCAGGAGAAGGAGAUGCCCGUGGUGGACUGCACGUGCUUCGGCCUGCCCAGGCGCUACAUCAUCGCCAUUCUCUCCGGCCUGGGCUUCUGCAUCUCCUUCGGCAUCCGCUGUAACCUGGGCGUGGCCGUCGUCAGCAUGGUCAACAGCCACACCAUCUUCAGAGACAACAAGGAGGUCAUAGUGAAAGCUCAGUUUGACUGGGAUCCAGAAACAGUGGGAAUGAUCCAUGGGUCUUUCUUCUGGGGAUACAUAGUAACCCAAAUCCCAGGAGGGUUCAUCUGUCAGAAGUUUGCAGCAAACAGAGUUUUCGGCUUUGCUGUAGUGGCCACCUCAUGCCUGAAUAUGUUGAUCCCGACAGCAGCACGGCUUCACUUUGGCUGUGUUAUCAUGGUCAGGGUGUGUCAAGGACUUGUGGAGGGGGUUUCAUAUCCUGCCUGUCAUGGUAUCUGGGCAAAAUGGGCACCACCUCUUGAAAGAAGCCGACUGGCCACAACAGCCUUUUGCGGCUCUUACGCUGGAGCCGUGAUUGCCAUGCCAUUAGCUGGAAUCCUGGUCCAGUACACAGGGUGGUCAUCAGUUUUCUACGUCUACGGCAGCUUUGGGGUCAUUUGGUACUGCUUCUGGAUCCUGGUGUCUUAUGAGAGUCCGGCAGCCCAUCCCACCAUCACAGAGGAGGAGAGGAAAUACAUCGAGGAAAGCAUCGGCGAGUCGGUGCAGAACACCACUCCAGUAACGAAAUUCAACACUCCGUGGAGGGCUUUCUUCACAUCGAUGCCAGUAUAUGCCAUCAUUGUGGCUAAUUUCUGCAGAAGCUGGACGUUCUACCUGCUUCUCAUCAGCCAGCCUGCGUACUUCGAGGAAGUGUUUGGAUUUGAGAUCAGCAAGGUGGGCAUAGUUUCUGCCCUUCCCCACCUGGUCAUGACCAUCAUCGUGCCCAUCGGAGGCCAGAUUGCUGACUACCUACGUUCGAACCAAAUCAUGUCCACCACCAACGUCAGGAAACUCAUGAACUGUGGAGGCUUUGGGAUGGAGGCGACUCUGCUGCUGGUGGUGGGCUUCUCCCAUACCAAAGGGGUUGCCAUCACUUUCCUGGUACUUGCUGUGGGUUUCUCUGGGUUCGCCAUUUCAGGUUUCAAUGUCAACCACCUGGACAUCGCACCACGCUAUGCGAGCAUCCUGAUGGGCAUCUCGAACGGCGUGGGCACUCUGUCUGGUAUGGUUUGCCCACUUAUAGUUGGAGCCAUGACGAAACAUAAGACGCGGGAGGAGUGGCAGGGUGUGUUUCUCAUUGCCUCGCUUGUUCAUUACGGCGGUGUUAUCUUCUACGGCAUCUUUGCAUCAGGAGAGAAGCAGGCGUGGGCCGAGCCGGAGCAGCUGAGCGACGAGAAAUGCGGCAUCCUGGAUGAGGACGAGCUGGCCAACGAGACGGAGGAGCUGUACCGCACGAGCGGCGGGGGUGGCUACGGGGCCAUGAACCAGGGAUCAGAUCCCAACGGAGGAGGGGGCAUGGAGGGAGGCUGGGCUUCGGACUGGGACAAAACAGAGGAGUACGUUCAACCAGCCGGAACCAACAACUACCUUUAUGGAGGAGAGGAGGACCGAGAGCUGACAUAAAAAGAAGACCCGCUGCACAUAGCCGUGGAGGAGGAGGACAGAGACAGUAGAUCACACAGUACGACGGUUGCUUGUGACACAGGGAGCUGGAAAUGGGCGGGGAGGUUUGAACUGUGCAAGACGCUGUGUUCAGCGAGCCUGAGCACAUUAUUAUUUUAACUGAACUGUGUUAAAUGACCACAGGGGCAGUGGGAAGAGGCGCAGGAGGCAGUAGUAAAUCCACAGUGUGUUUGUUGUGUGAUUGCAGUUGUGUAUAUCUUGUGUGAUGGUAAGAGUAUUUUAGGGCUUCACAGCCUCCAUGUUAAUGACGCUGCAAUUUCUCUACUGGAGAAGGGGUUUGUUUUAGGCCUGGUUGGGUUGCUUUCUUGAUAGUGUGUUAUUUCAAUUUUAAUAACCAUAUAUAUCAAAAUUUUGAUCUCAUUUAUACCUCUAUGCUGCUGUUGUCGGGUGGAAACCUUGUACUGUACACCUUCAUAAUACCAAUCUUUCAGGAUGAAAAAAAAACAGCAUUGUUUUUAGAUUGAGCAUUAUGCAUUUAUAGGCUGUCUGGUCUUUCAAGGGUUUCAUUUAGAGUCAGAGGAAGUUUCUCACCCCACUAAGAGAAGCAUGUGCUCCUCCAGUUGAAGUUAUAACAUGAAACUCAUCAGAGUUGGGAGGUUUUCACCCGACAGCACUCACACUGAAAGCUGGAUUCCUAAAAAUAAAUGACACUUCAAAUUUCAAGUUCUGUCCUUAAUGUGCACACUUUUAAGAAAAAAGCAUCUUACUUGUGCCAAUGUGGUGUAGUAUUGGUUUGCUUAUCUCCUGAUGCCCAGAGAAAGUUGUUCAUUCAAGACGUACAUAUUGUAUUUACGUACUAAUCGUAUUUAUUUGUUUUCUUUUGAGUAUAUUAUACAACAACGUUUUUUUUUAGGUACCACAUUUUGAUUCCUUCACGCAACAAUACUGUAACCACUAGGCCUCUAGCCUGUCUACUUGUUAAGGCUUAUCCAGAGAGAAAUUAUGACCCCAUGUCAAAUUAGCUUCAUAGUUUAGAGACAAUUUUAUAUCUAUGUUUUCUUGUUGAGGUAAUUUAAGACACUUUCCCCAAAACCCAACCUCUGAAUCCUCACUCCAUUUGCUUUAAAUGUGAUAUACGUUACGUUAAUGUUGAUUUUAUUCUGUUGUUAUGUUGCUGUCGCAUUCAAGGUGUCGGCAUAUUGUCUUUCAGGAAAAGCGGUUUGCUGAUACCACAUAACCUAAACACCCCGACACAAACAUGCCUGCUCUGUGCUCUCUGUUACAGUGACAAAAGCAACACUGAGCUGUCAUUUACUUCAGGAAACUUGAAAGUUAAAAUUACAUGAGAUUAGUGUCAUAGAGCCACGGGGAUCUCACAUGGUCUCUUUUGCUUUGCUUUGUAGUUCAACCAACUGAAGUCUCAAAUGAUCAGCAUAUUUUUACUUAUUAAAUAAAAAUACAGGACUGAUCAUUUAUGGCACAAUAAUGCCAUUUCACUGUACAUGAGUAAUGUCUUUGUUGGUAGAUGUUGUGAGUUAUUUAACAAGCCCCAAGAUGAAGGUUAAAAAGGUGAAAAAGCCCUGUGUUAGGUCAUCGGAGGUGCAGUUUGACUUUGACUGAAGAGAGCGUUUCGACCUGUGGAUCACAUUCAGAGAUCAUAGUUAGUCUCCUUCACAGUCAAAGAAAGGGUGAAUAUUGAAUAUAGAAUUUUGAAUAUAGAGUUUUUACUGGGUUUUUUGUCUUUUUUGUUUUGUUUUGUUUUGUUUGUUGAACCACUUUUUCAGGCUGCUCUGUCAGUCCCUUUUCUUUUAUUGUUAACUGUUUUGUUCUUGACUGUAAACUGAAAUUGUAUAUGUAAAAAAAAUCAUGUACAUGUGGAAAUUAUUAUUAUAUAAUAAAACCUAGAGGUGAUUACUCCAGUAAAAUGUG
Molecule: messenger RNA, 4138 nt
Organism: Myripristis murdjan (pinecone soldierfish)
Lineage: Eukaryota; Metazoa; Chordata; Actinopteri; Holocentriformes; Holocentridae
Product: vesicular glutamate transporter 1-like
Exons: 13
Coding region: 464-2209 (581 amino acids)
Biological process (GO): regulation of synapse structure or activity; transmembrane transport; neurotransmitter loading into synaptic vesicle
Cellular component (GO): excitatory synapse; synaptic vesicle membrane
Molecular function (GO): L-glutamate transmembrane transporter activity; neurotransmitter transmembrane transporter activity
Source: RefSeq, a predicted model, not a curated record